This is a messenger RNA of Folsomia candida, 1370 nucleotides long. Its product is annotated as vegetative cell wall protein gp1-like. The transcript is spliced from 2 exons. The record is from RefSeq and is a predicted model, not a curated record. NCBI's taxonomy places the organism in Eukaryota, Metazoa, Arthropoda, Collembola, Entomobryomorpha, Isotomidae. The coding region runs from base 267 to 1121 and encodes 284 amino acids.
CCCACUGUCCCUGAAAUUCUGGUACAGAAUCAAAAUUAUGACAAUUCAGGAACAAUCAAAGUUUGAAUUGACCGUGACACGACAAAAAAUUAUUCGAGUGAAUUGAUUAAAUAACAAAUUACUCGGAAAAUUGGUGCAAUUUUAAUCCGUCAUUGAUUCAAUUUUAUAAAAGGAUGAGAUUCAUUUGGGUUUUAUCCGUAGUACACUUUUUCAGCAUGACUUCUGAACAAGGAGCAAAAUUUUGACGGAAAUUUAAGAUUCGAAUCAUGCAUUUUUGGGUCGCCUUGUUCGCAACGGUGUUCAGCUGGACGGCGCAGGUUUCGACGGGAUCCAUUUUUCGGAUUGUAGUUGCGCCUUGUGUGAUGGGAACGGUCUGGAUUCCAAAUCCGGCUACCGUGCAGAACUUGUGCUUAUCUUGCACGUGCUCCCAACCUACCCAAUCUUUCUGUAAAAUACAGUUCUUCCAAACUUGCCCAGUCACGGCGGUUGCGGCGGCGCCUGCGGUACCCGCGCCCGCAGUUCCAGCUCCCGCUGUACCAGCACCUGCGGUUCCAGCUCCCGCUGUACCAGCACCUGCGGUUCCAGCUCCCGCUGUACCAGCACCUGCACCAGCCCCUGCGCCAGCAGUUCCAGCUCCCAAUCCAGCAAUUGUUCCAAGACCAGCAUUACCCGCAGCUCCCGCGCCCGCAGUUCCAGCGCCUGCUGUACCCGCUCCAGCAGUUCCAGCGCCCGCUCCAGCAAUUCCAGCGCCGGCUCCUGCGCCCGCUCCAGCAGUUCCAGCGCCGGCUCCUGCGCCCGCUCCAGCAGUUCCAGCGCCGGCUCCUGCGCCCGCUCCAGCAGUUCCAGCGCCGGCUCCUGCGCCCGCUCCAGCAGUUCCAGCGCCGGCUCCUGCGCCCGCUCCAGCAGUUCCAGCGCCGGCUCCUGCGCCCGCUCCUGCAGUUCCAGCGCCGGCUCCUGCGCCCGCUCCUGCAGUUCCCGCCGCCCCAGGAGCUGCAGUUCCCCCAAGACCGGUCGUACCUGGUGCACCCGCAGUUCCAGCCCCCGCUGUUCCAGGUGCAGUUCCAGCCCCCGCCGUUCCAGGUGCAGUUCCAGGUGGGAUAAUUGUCCCUCGAGAUGGUUAAACUCAAAUUGACCAAUUUACACUAAUUUAUCCUCCUUGCAGGUUAAUUAUUUUGUAAAAACUGCGCAGUCACGAAUGACUCCUCGUUUCCAUUCUCCACCCAACCCUUCCUCACAAUGCGGACUAAACUAAUCCAAUAUUUGACCUUACCUUAAUUUUGUUAAAAAAUACAACUCAUCCUCGCCACCAUUCUAAAAUACUCUGAAUGAUAAAAAGAGUGUUUUAUGAAAUAAAUAUUCACACACUCUUU